AUUGUAAACUUCUCAACCAAACCUUAUUUUUCUCUUUUUUUCUCUAUCUUCUAUCCUCUUGAUUAUAUUAUUCUAAUCUUCCAAAAUGAAUGGAGAUGAGACUAAUAAUGACCAAAAAACACCUCUUCUUCCAAUUCACAGGUCACAAAGUAUGAAUACAUUUAUUCACUCUAUUUUUUCACUCAAGAAUUUCUUCACAAUUUUGGGACCUUUAUUAUGUAUAAUUAUUUGCUUAUUUGUGAAAAUGAAUGAUGCUCCGGCGACUAGCACUAAUAUGCUCGGAAUUCUUGUUUGGAUUUUCACGUGGUGGUUGUCGGAGGCGGUGCCGAUGCCGAUAACUUCCAUGUCGCCGUUGUUUCUCUUCCCGUUGUUCGGAAUUUCGUCGGCCGACGACGUUGCUCAUUCUUAUAUGGAUGAUGUUAUUGCUCUUGUUCUUGGGAGUUUUAUACUUGCUCUUGCUGUUGAACAUUAUAAUAUACACAGAAGAUUGGCCUUAAAUAUAACACUAUUAUUCUGUGGGAAUCCAUUGAAUCCACCACUUCUUCUUCUCGGGAUCUGUGCCACCACAUUCUUCGUCAGCAUGUGGAUGCACAACGUGGCGGCAACGGUAAUGAUGAUGCCGGUGGCCACCGGAAUCUUGCAACGGUUGCCGUCGGUUAACCGGAACCAACCGGAACAUUCCGAUCAGCUGGUGACAAACUUCUGUAAAGCAGUUAUAUUAGGGGUUAUAUAUUCUGCAUCAAUUGGAGGAAUGAGUACAUUAACUGGGACAGGUGUCAAUUUGAUAUUGGUGGGAUUGUGGAAGAGUUAUUUUCCUCAAGAAAAACCUAUAAGUUUCAGCACUUGGUUUUUCUUUGGUUUUCCUUUGGCUUUGGUGAUUUUCUUUGCUUUGUGGGCUACACUUUGCUUAUUGUAUUGUAGGAAAGGAUCAAGUAGAUCUCUUUCUGCUUAUUUGGACAAAUCUCAUUUGAAAAGGGAGCUUGAUUUAUUAGGUCCCAUGGCCUUUGCUGAAAAGAUGGUUUUAUCAGUAUUUUCGAUUUUAAUAGUGCUGUGGAUGACAAGAAGUAUUACUGAUGAUAUUCCUGGAUGGGGAUCCUUCUUCAAUGGGCGUGCUGGUGAUGGAACUGUUAGUGUCAUGAUGGCAACUUUAUUAUUCAUAAUUCCAAACAAGAAGCAGCCAGGAGAGAAGCUAAUGGAUUGGAACAAAUGCAAGAAAUUGCCAUGGAACAUAAUUCUUCUACUAGGAGCAGGUUUUGCCAUAGCUGAUGGAAUUAGGUCAAGUGGACUUGCUGAUAUACUAACAAAAACCCUAGAUUUCUUAUCAAAAACACCAUACUUAGCCAUUGCACCAGCAGUUUGUUUAAUAAGUGCAAUUCUCACUGAGUUUAUCACAUCAAAUAAUGCAACCACAACAGUUAUGGUUCCUUUGCUCAUUCAAAUUGCUGAAACUAUGCAUGUUCAUCCUCUUCUUCUUAUGAUCCCGGGCGCCAUUGGCGCGCAAUUCGCUUUCUUGCUCCCCACGUCAACGCCUUCCAAUGUUAUAGGGUUUACUACUGGCCAUAUUGAAGUUAAAGACAUGAUACAAACUGGACUCCCUUUGAAAGUCGCUGGAAUUGCUGCUCUCUCUUUCUUGAUGCCUACCCUAGCGCCUAUUGUUUUUGGAACAGAUAAACCUUUAAAUGUAUCAAGGAAUUAUUUGCGUUGGUGUGGCUAGUUCUUUGGAUAAAGGGAUACAUAAGGCAAGAGGACACCAACCUUUGGCUUUGGUGAUUUUAAACCAAUUGAGAAACAGUUUAAGUUCUAGGUACUGGCGAUGUAAAAAUAUUUAUACAAUCAUAUCGAUAUUAGGGUAUUUUUCUCAGUUGGUGUUUUUCUUUUUUGGAAUUUUUCAUUGUAUCUAGAUGAAUUAUCCCUAUAGAGGAAUCAUCGUGGCGCAUGAGGAGGAGGAGGAGUUCUUGAAUAUAUUAUAUUUUGUUAUACAUAUUUGUUAUUUUCUUUUC
Messenger RNA from Nicotiana tabacum (common tobacco), 2000 nucleotides. RefSeq names its product tonoplast dicarboxylate transporter. Lineage: Eukaryota; Viridiplantae; Streptophyta; Magnoliopsida; Solanales; Solanaceae. Gene Ontology annotation, molecular function: transmembrane transporter activity. The record is from RefSeq and is a predicted model, not a curated record. Gene Ontology annotation, biological process: transmembrane transport. Gene Ontology annotation, cellular component: plasma membrane.